AUGGCGGUCCUCAAGUUCCUACUGCUCGCGACGGCCUCCGCGACCCUCGAGCUCACGGGCGACACCUUCGACGAGGCCGUCCUAUCGAGCGGCAAGUCGGCCUUCGUCAAGUUCCUCGCGCCCUGGUGAGGCCACUGCAAGGCGAUGAAGCCGGCGUGGGACGCUUUAUCGCAGGACUACGAGGGGUCGAAGACCGUGCUCGUCGCGGACGUCGACUGCACCGCGGCGGGCAAAUCGCUGUGCGCGCGGUUCAAGGUCUCGGGCUUCCCGACGAUCAAGUACUUCAACCCGCCGAACCACGUCGGCGAGGACUACGACGGCGGCCGGUCCCUCGACCAGCUCCGGGCCUUCGCCGAGAGCGAGCUCAAGAUCGCGUGCUCGCCGACGUCGAAGGCGAGCUGCUCGAAGGAAGAGCUCGCGCAACUCGAGAAGGACCUCGCCAUUCCCGCGGCGGCGCGCACGGCCGAGCUCGUGAAGAUCUACGAGGCCAUGGACGCCGACGCGGAGAAGCACGACGCCUACCUCGAGGAGCUCCAGGCCCGGUACGACGAGGCCGAGGAGGCGCUCGAGGCGCGCAACGCGGCCGUCGAGCCCCGCGUCAAGCAGCUCAAGGCCGCGGGCACGACGCUGCCCGAGGGCUUCAAGCGCCGCGACGAGGAGGACGAGGACGAGGAGGACGAGGACGAGGAAGACGACGACGACGACGACGAGGGCGACGCGGACGGCGACGACGACGACGACGACGAGGGCUCGGACGAGCUCUAG
Molecule: messenger RNA, 765 nt
Organism: Aureococcus anophagefferens
Lineage: Eukaryota; Pelagophyceae; Pelagomonadales; Pelagomonadaceae
Gene: Trx5
Product: selenoprotein
Exons: 1
Biological process (GO): protein folding
Cellular component (GO): endoplasmic reticulum
Molecular function (GO): protein disulfide isomerase activity
Source: RefSeq, a predicted model, not a curated record